AUGCGGAUUGGGGAAGGGGGACUCUUCCUGACAUCGGGCUCCAAGUGUGAAGAGUACAAAGACAUCAUAGACUCUGUGCUGAGGGAUGAACUGCAGUUCGUGGAGAAGCUGGCAGAGAAGCUCAGACAAGCUGAGGAGCUUGGAACUGAUCACUCAUCCCUUUCCAUUAUUAAAUGUUCUCUACUAUCUCACCUUAGGCAAUAUAAAGCCCUGGUUCACUCUCAGGCACGAGAGCUGACCCAGUUACGGGAGAAGUUACAGGAAGGGAGAGAUGCCUCCCGCUCACUGAAUCAGCAUUUCAAGGCCCUCCUCACUCCUGAUGACCUUGACAAGUCCCACGGUCAGGAUCUCCGAGAGCAGCUGGCUGAGGGGCGCUGGCUGGCAGAGCGCCUUCUCCAGAAGCUGAGCCCAGAGAAUGAUGAAGAUGAGGAUGAAGAUGAGAAAGAUGAGGAGGUUGAGAAAGUACAGAAAUCAUCUGCCCCCAGGGAGGUGCAGAUGGCUGAAGGAAAGGAAGUCCCUCAGGACUCACUGGAGGAAUGUGCUGUCACUUGUUCAAAUAGUCACGACCCAUCUGACUCCAACCAGCCUCACAGGAGCACCAAAAUCACAUCUGAGGAAGACAAAGUCGACUCUGCUCUGGUUGUAGAGAAUGAACCCUCUCAUGAUGAAGAGAAGGAAGCUCUAAACAUUCUCCCAGAAAAUCAGAAUGAUCAUGAGGAAGACGAGGGGAAAGCACCAGUGCUCCCCAGACACCAUGAUAUAUCCAACUCUUACCUGCAUCAUGAAGUCACUUUCUCGGCACUGGAUGAAGAGAAAGUUUGCUCUGCUCAGGAUGUUGCCAGGGAUUACUUCAAUUCCAAACAGGAUGAAACGCCACUUAGCUUCUUAGAAAAGCAAAAUAAUCUUGAAGAGGUGAAAGGAAAAGAAACAGUUGAUCCCAGGCUCAGCAGGGGACCGCUGAGGGGGGACAAGUGUGAAGUCCCCCAGGAGUCACUGGAUGGAUGUUGCUUGACUCCUUCCAUCCUUUCUGACCUACCUCACUCCUACCACCCUUAUUGGAGCACUUUGUACUAUUUUGAAGAAAAGCAAGUCAGCUUGGCUCUUGUAGACAAAACUGAAAAGGAUCAAGAGGAGCUAGAAGAUCAAGACCCGCCGUGCCCCAGGCUCAGCCAGGAGCUGCCAGAGGUAAAGGAGGAGGAAAUUCCAGAGGACUCCAUGGAUGAAGUUUACUUGACUCCUUUAGUUGACCGUGACCUAUCUGACUGCCACCAGCCUUAUAGCAGCACCUUGUCCUCAUUGGAGGAUCAACUCGCCUGCACUUCUCUGGGUAUAGCCUCUCCCACCAAGGUGGCCUGUCCCCAAGGAACUUGGAGUGGAGACCUGAGCCACCACCUGUCAGAGGUGCAGGCUUCACAGGCACAGCUGGAACCAAGCACCCUAGUGCCCAAAUGUCUGCGACUACAGGUGGAUCAAGGGUUCCACUGUGGGAAUUGCUUGGCCAGGUGGGGCCUUUCCUCCACCACCUACAGCUUCUCAGCCAAUGCUGAUUCUGGGAACCACCGGCCCUUCCAAGCCAAGACUCACCCCACUGGCUCAGACACACUCCCUGUUGCUCACUUUCCCUGGAGUCCAGAGCCUGAACCAGGUCCCAGGUAAGAGGAUAGAGUGAAUGCCUUUUGUUUCAUUAAUAUUUUCCUUCACCUGGUGAUUUCUCCCCGCUGUCUACCAAGUCAUUUGUUUCUCCCACACCUUUUCUUUCUCAUUCUUCUCAUGUUGCUAUUUUUUUCCCCAUUUCAAUGGACCUGAAUAGUGACGAUACUGUUACAUUCAAUCUCUCCCAAAUCCCUAUAUAAUAUUUUUUCUCUAAAUUAACAUGUACAGAUAUAUGCAUUUAUAUCAUUUGUCCUAUUAUGUGUGAUUAUGUAUAUCUGGUGUGUAUGCUAUAUAGGGUGUAUAUAUAUGUAGCAGAUCGUAUAAUGAUGCAACUUUUAUAAAUUCUCUAGGUUUAGUCUUCCUGGUUCUUUUCUCUCAUCACCUGCUGUCACCUCUGUCUGAUCUCACCUCGGUGCCACAUGGGCUGCCACCCUGCCAGGCCCUUCCAUUCCCAUCUCCUGUUUCAACACAGCUCUGAUUUAACUUUGAUUUUUAUAAUCUCAGCUCUCCCCAAAGCAUAGCCUACAUAGAGUUUUAUA
Molecule: messenger RNA, 2192 nt
Organism: Cercocebus atys (sooty mangabey)
Lineage: Eukaryota; Metazoa; Chordata; Mammalia; Primates; Cercopithecidae
Product: neuroblastoma breakpoint family member 4-like
Exons: 13
Coding region: 1-1656 (551 amino acids)
Source: RefSeq, a predicted model, not a curated record